CUGUCUGAGUCUGGCUGGCAGCGGCUAAAAUAUAACGAAGUCAGAUCGGGAAUGUGGCUCGAUGAGGUUCCCUCGACUUUCCGGUUCGCCUCAAGCUUACGUGUGUGUGGUGGUAAUUUGAUUCAUAAAUUCGUUCUCCCAUCCCAGCCCAGUCCGGUUACCUAAAUGUAUAGAUAUGGGUAGCUAUAUUAUCUGUAUGGAGAAACCCUGCCCGUUGGCCGUGUGAUGAGUUUUAUGCUACACUAUUUUGUAAGAGACAUCAUUCCGCAAGCAAGUGUCGGGGAUAGCAAACCUGUGCUACGUGCAACUGAACAACUGCUCCACGUAUACAAAUUAAAUCCAAUUAGUAUUCAAAAGCUAUUCUUUCACCACAAUCUCGUCUCAGGUGUGCUGAUUUUGGGUGGAAAAAAUACGCAAAUAGCCUUGACAUUAUAGUAGAUAUAAUAAACGAGACAAUCGUGUUCGGUUCGGGGCGUGGAAUGUUACUUGAGUGAAGAUCAUUGAUCAGGCAGGUAUCCAAAGUUGGGAAAGUUCUCCCCAUUUGCUGGCAUAGAUGAAAAUAUUAUGAUGAGUUCGGCCAGAGGAACGGAUGAAACGGACCGCAGUGCAGUGGCCAAUGGCGAUCAGCUCCAAAACAAUGAUUCCAAGGGCAGUAGCGCGUCCCAAAAGUUUCACGAAACCUCGCUGUCUGUGACGAACAACCUGGGCGGAUCGGAUGCGGACACACCUAAAACGACCAAUUGGGUCAAAUUCGACGACGAUGAUGGCGGCAGAAAGGAAUCUGUACCUUCACCACUUCCUCCACCAGUUACCAAAAUCGUUCCGACUUCUUCGACCAACAAUCACGAGAUCGCCCCGGCGGUAUUGCCGACAGAAUCCGUUCACGUGCAUGUAGAUUCCCGAUCACCGAGCACACCGAAACAGAUGAGCGUGCAGCCUAGCACCAGCCAACCGUCGACCCAGUUGCCAAACAGCACCAGUAUCAGCACCUCUACGAACACUAUCAGUAAGACAUCACAACCGGCCGUUAUUGAUAUCCCGAAGCACGCCGUUAACGUAGUGCAACCGAUUCAAUCCAUGAGAACCAUUGAGCUUUCGACGGGGCGCGUGCGGGAAGGAUUUGCUAAUGGAGAUGUCAUCGUCACCUUGUUGCCAACCAAUACCCGAUGGCCCUGGAUUACUCCUGCUGUUUUUAGACCUGAGCUGGUACCAGAAGAACUUAUGGCCCAGGGGCUAACGCUGACGGUGGAAGAAUACGUUCACGCAAUGGAAACCUUGGUCAACGAUUAUCGCUUCACAAUGUACAACAUCUGCUACAAACGUGUGUUGAUAGUGUGGAUAUUGUUUGCCUUCUCCGUACUUCUGGGGUUACUGUUCUCGGGUCUCUAUGGCAUAACACUGUUCUCGCUGGGUGUUGGUUGGCUGUUUUUGAAUGCGGUCGCCAUUUUCCUGUGCAUGUGGGUCAAGCUGCGCUUGGCACGCGGAUUGGAACGCUGCAUGGCCCGAGUGAACAAGCAACUUAUACGGCACAAAAUUCUCCUGGCUCUAGACGAUCGAGGGCAUAUUUCCUGUCAUAAGGUCAAUCUUUGUUUCAUGUACUUCGAGCCCUCGCAAUGCAUAAGCUAUCUGAACGAAUUUAUCGAACGCUGCGAACAGAAUGGAAACACCAUUGAACCGGGCUGGGAAACCCGACUAGAUGUGGCCGCAAAUGAUAUUGUUAUACAAGGCGCAAACACGACGCGGUUAUCCCGAAAGCAGGGUCGAGCAGAAGAAAUCUUUCUGCGAUAUCUUCAACGAUGGGGUAAGGAUUACCUGAGACGUCGUUUGGAUUGGACGAUCGAGGAAAACGGUAUCGUAUCUGCACCGCGCCACUUGCCUACGGCCUAUUGUCCCUGCCAGUACGCGGAAGAGGUCCUGCAACACAAAAAACCAAAGGAAGACCCGCGAGUAUGCUGUGCGUCGCUGAGACAACAAGCUCAAAGAUUAGGAUUUCACUUCUAAGCCGUCGUCGUCUGUUCGUAAUUUAAAAAAAAAAAUAGGACCGUACGAACAUUCUCAAUGCGCCAAAUCGAACAAUUAUAUAGUACUUAUAUUGUAAAUCGUAUUGAAAAAAAGUUUGCGAUCUGAAUAUGACUCACUGCGAACUUACAUUCCUAUACUAACAAAUACUGUAGUACAAAUCGUGCCUUUUAGGAAAAAAAAUUAUCGAGCACUAUUCUUUAUACUAACGGGUGAAGGUUUUUUCAAAACUUAAUAAAAAAUUAGACAUCUAAUUAAGAUUGACCCCUGGCUAAGCCAAGCUUAGACACUAAAAUGAAGAUUAAUUCCAAUGUUUCGGCCAUCACGCGUCUUGCUUUCCACCUGCUUUGUUACAGGAACGCGGACUUCUGCUGCUGCUACGCUACGCCUCCAGGUGGGGCAACGAGUCCAUGCGUGGGCUGAUUGAUGUGACUUCCGUUGAGCCCGGUCGCCAUUGUCGCCAGUUUCAGUGCCCUUGCCAGUACAUCGAGUUC
Uranotaenia lowii is the source of this 2513-nucleotide messenger RNA. RefSeq lists its product as uncharacterized. Lineage: Eukaryota; Metazoa; Arthropoda; Insecta; Diptera; Culicidae. The coding region runs from base 565 to 2001 and encodes 478 amino acids. The record is from RefSeq and is a predicted model, not a curated record. The transcript has 5 exons.